ACACAUAUAUAUGUAUAUGCUCACGUAGUGUUUGGUUGUACGCUUGUAGUCCCCCACUGUCUCUCUCUCUCUCUCCCUCUCUCAAGUCUGAACUGUUCCAAGACUCCAUUCUCUCUCAUCAUUCCAUUCACCACCGGACUCAGUCGCGGACCUCUCAAGAUCAAUUUCAGGUAAUUGCUCUAUCUGUACUAGGAAAUCCACCGGCGACCGGCGAAGCAGAAACGAUGUCGUUCAAGAACCCACCUGAAGUCUCUUCAAAACAGGCCGAUCCGACGUCGGAAAAGCCGGUGACUCCGCCGUCAACUUACGUCAUCCAGGUAGCCAAGGACCAGAUCUACCGUUACCCGCCGCCGGAGAACGCCCGCCGCUACCAGAGCUACAGCCGCCAGAAGCCUAAGCACAGAUGCUGCUGCCGCUGCCUCUGCUGGACCCUCGGCCUCGCAGCCCUCCUCGUCGUCCUCCUCGCCGUCGCCGCCGGCGUCUUCUACCUCGUUGUCCGGCCUGAACUCCCCAAGUACUCCGUCAACAGCAUUGCCAUACGGGGAUUCAACCUGACGUCGUCGUCGUCGAUCUCCCCGGAGUUUGACGUCACCGUCAGAGCUCAAAACCCUAACGACAAGAUCGGUAUCGAUUACGAGAAAGGAAGCUCUGUUAUGGUCUACUACACGGACGUCCACUUGUGCGACGGCGUUUUGCCGGCGUUUUACCAGCCGUCCAACAACGUCACGGUUUUUGAGACGGCGUUGAAGGGUUCUAAAGUGGUUUUAUCGAGCGCCGUUCACUCGGCGUUAGUGGCGGAACUGAAGCGGAAAACGGUGCCGUUCAGGUUGAACUUGAGAGCUCCCGUUAAGGUCAAGGUUGGUGGCGUUAAGACGUGGACGAUUACCGUUAAGGUGAAAUGUGAUGUGACGGUGGAUAACUUAACGGCGGAAUCAAAGAUUGUUUCUAAGGAUUGUGACAUUAGUGUGAAAUUGUGGUAGCUUAGUAGAAAAUUACUCCUAAUUAGUUUGAUUUGGAUUGUAGAGAAUAGAAACCCACAGGUGAUUUAUACUUCUGGUGAUGAUUCAUACCCUUUUAUAAUUAAAUUUAAUCUAUUGAAAAUUAUACAUUUUUUAUAAUUAAA
Cornus florida is the source of this 1123-nucleotide messenger RNA. Its product is annotated as NDR1/HIN1-like protein 13. The transcript has a single exon. The coding region runs from base 225 to 980 and encodes 251 amino acids. The record is from RefSeq and is a predicted model, not a curated record. NCBI's taxonomy places the organism in Eukaryota, Viridiplantae, Streptophyta, Magnoliopsida, Cornales, Cornaceae. Gene Ontology annotation, cellular component: plasma membrane.